This is a messenger RNA of Nerophis ophidion (straightnose pipefish), 8762 nucleotides long. RefSeq names its product filamin-C-like. The record is from RefSeq and is a predicted model, not a curated record. Bases 174 to 8414 code for a protein of 2746 amino acids. NCBI's taxonomy places the organism in Eukaryota, Metazoa, Chordata, Actinopteri, Syngnathiformes, Syngnathidae. The transcript has 46 exons. Gene Ontology annotation, biological process: actin cytoskeleton organization. Gene Ontology annotation, molecular function: actin filament binding.
GUGUCCCGGGUGGUCUUUAUAAAAGACCGCGGCCGUCACUCCGGACAUUCAAGUUAAACACGCCGCGGGGGAGAAACAGCAGUCGGAAUUGACGUCGUCCGAAGUGCGCGCUGAAACUUUUUUUUGUCUUCGUUGUUUAUUUGCGCACCUGAGUGUGUGUUCCGUCCGCCGCCAUGACGAGCAACAACUACAGCGAGGAGCCGCAGUACCGCCAGGCCGACCUGGGCGAGGGGGAGGAGGACGACGAGAUGCCGGCCACGGAGAAGGACCUGGCCGAGGACGCGCCGUGGAAGAAGAUCCAGCAGAACACUUUCACCCGCUGGUGCAACGAGCACCUCAAGUGCGUCAACAAGACCAUCAGCGACCUGCAGCGGGACUUCACCGACGGCCUGAAGCUGGUCUCGCUGCUGGAGGUGCUGAGCCAGAAGAAGAUGUACCGGAAGCACCACAGCCGCCCCAAUUUCCGGCAGAUGAAGCUGGAGAACGUGUCCGUGGCCCUGGAGUUCUUGGAGCGGGAGCACAUCAAGCUGGUCUCCAUUGACAGCAAAGCCAUCGUCGAUGGCAACCUGAAGCUGAUCCUGGGUCUCAUCUGGACCCUCAUCCUGCACUACUCCAUCUCCAUGCCCAUGUGGGACGACGAGGAUGACGAGGAGACCAAGAAGAUGACGCCCAAGCAGCGCCUGCUGGGCUGGAUCCAGAACAAAGUGCCCCAGCUGCCCAUCAAUAACUUCAACCGAGACUGGAGGGACGGCAAAGCUCUCGGAGCUCUGGUGGACAACUGUGCUCCAGGUUUGUGUCCUGAUUGGGCCGAGUGGGACCCAAACAAGCCUGUGCAGAAUGCCAGGGAGGCCAUGCAACAGGCUGACGACUGGCUGGGAGUGCCUCAGGUGAUUGCACCUGAGGAGAUAGUGGAUCCAGAUGUGGACGAGCACUCGGUGAUGACCUACCUGUCACAGUUCCCCAAAGCCAAGCUCAAACCGGGAGCCCCUCUCAAAACCAAGCAGCUUUUCCCUCACAAAGUCAAAGCCUACGGACCCGGUAUCGAGCCUCAUGGCAACAAGGUGCUGCACCCUGCGGUGUUCACCGUGGACACGCUGGAAGCCGGCAGCGGGGAGGUCCUAGUCUAUGUGGAGGAUCCAGAAGGGCACAAAGAAGAAGCUAAAGUCAAACCCAACAGGGACAAGAACAAAACCUACACCGUCACCUAUGUUCCGAAAGUUGAGGGUCUCCACAAGGUCAAGGUGUUGUUUGCAGGCCAGGACACAGACAAGAGCCCCUACGCGGUGAACGUGGCAAAGGACAUGGGCGACCCCAGCAAAGUCCACGCCCGGGGACCGGGUCUGGAGCGCACCGGGAACGUGGCCAACAAACCCACCUACUUUGACAUCUACACCGCCGGUGCUGGCAACGGCGACGUCAGCGUGGUCAUCGUGGACCCGCAGGGGAAAAAGGACACGGUGGAGCUCAUCCUGGAGAACAAGGGCGACAGCGUCUUCCGUUGCACGUAUCGCCCAGUGACGGAGGGCCCUCACACCAUCCACGUGCUGUUUGGGGACCAGGAGAUCCCCAAGAGUCCCUUCCCUGUCAACAUCGCAGAGGCACCUCCUGUUGCUCCUCCCGCGGGAGUCCCAUUGCAGAUAAUCCCUCAGUCAGUGCGAACUCCUCCAGCAACGAAGGCCCCCCCCCCUAAAAAACCUGUCCGCCCAACCAUGAAUCCCAACGCCUGCAGAGCUACCGGCAGAGGCCUUCAGCCUAAAGGCGUGAGAGUAAAGGAGGUAGCAGACUUCAAAGUCUUCACCAAGGGAGCUGGCAGCGGAGCCCUGAACGUCUCGGUCAAAGGACCCACUGGGGCGCAGGAGCAGGUGAAAGUGCGGGAUGCGGGGAACGGCGUGUACGAGUGCGAGUAUUUCCCUCUUAAGCCUGGUAAAUAUACAGUCGGCAUCACCUGGGGAGGACAGCCCAUCCCACGCAGCCCCUUUGAAGUGGAGGUGAGUCCGGAGGCAGGUUUCCAGAAGGUGAGGGCCUGGGGCCCCGGUCUGAAGACGGGAAUGGUGGGAAAAUCCGCGGACUUCGUGGUGGAAGCCAUCGGCGUGGACGUCGGGACUUUGGGCUUCUCCAUCGAAGGCCCCUCCCAGGCCAGGAUCGAGUGCGACGACAAGGGGGACGGGUCCUGCGACGUCCGCUACUGGCCCACCGAGCCGGGCGACUACGCCGUCCAUGUCAUCUGCGACGACGAGGACAUCAAGGACAGCCCCUUCAUGGCGCACAUUCUGCCCGCCGCCAAUGACGUCUUCCCCGAGAAGGUGAAAGCUUUUGGUCCGGGCCUGCAGCCGACCGGUGUUACCGUCAACAAGGCGACAGAAUUCACCAUCGAUGCCCGCAUGGCGGGGAAGGGUCAGCUCACCAUCUAUGCCCAGGAUGCCGAAGGCUGCGCCAUCAACAUCAAAGUCAGCGACAAGGGCGACGGCACCUUCCUGUGCGUGUACACGCCGACCAAGCCCAUCAAGCACACCAUCAUCAUCGCCUGGGGCGACGUCAACGUGCCCAACAGCCCCUUCAGGGUGCUGGUGGGAGAGGGCUCUCAUCCAGACAAGGUCAAGGUCUACGGGCCCGGCGUGGAGAAGACGGGUCUCAAGGCUAAUGAGCCGACAUACUUCACUGUGGACUGCGGCGAGGCCGGUCAAGGAGACAUCAGCAUUGGAAUCAAGUGCGCCCCGGGGGUGGUCGGCCCCGCCGAGGCAGACAUCGACUUUGACAUCAUCAAGAAUGACAAUGACACCUUCACUGUCAAGUACACCCCCCCGGGCCCGGGCCGCUACACCAUCAUGGUGCUCUUUGCUGACCAGGAAAUUCCCACCAGUCCAUUUAAAGUCAAGGUUGACCCCUCCCACGACGCCGGCAAGGUGAGAGCAGAGGGCCCGGGACUCAACAAAACAGGAGUGGAGGUGGGCACCCCGACCCACUUCACCAUCUACACAAAAGGAGCAGGGAAGGCCAAGCCGGAGGUGCGUUUCGCCGCCUCGGGCCCCGGAGAGGCGGUUCGCGACUUUGAGAUCAUCGACAACCACGAUUACUCCUACACGGUCAAAUACACCGCUCUCCAGAAGGGAAACAUGGCAGUCACGGUGACCCACGGAGGGGAUCCCAUUCCUAAAAGCCCCUUCCACGUCACGGUGGCGCCACAGCUGGAUAUCGGGAAAGUGAAAGUGGAGGGACUGGACACUAAGGUGGAAGUGGGAAAGGAUCAGGAGUUCACCGUCAACACCAAGGGCGCAGGCGGUCUGGGCAACGUGGGCGUGAAGAUGACCUCGCCCACCGGCCGGCCCAUCCCCUGCAAGCUGGAGUCGGACAAAGCCAAAGGGGUCCACGGCGUGAAGUACAUCCCCCCGGAGGAGGGUCAGUACAAGGUGGACGUCAGCUACGACGGCAACCCGGUCAUGGGGAGCCCCUUCGGGGUGGAGGGGGUGAUGCCUGCAGACCCCUCAAAGGUCCGAGCCUUCGGCCCCGGUCUUCAAGGAGGCGUGGUGGGUAAACCAGCUCUGUUCACCAUUGACACCAAAGGAGCCGGCGCCGGCGGUCUGGGCCUCACAGUCGAGGGUCCGUGCGAGGCCAAGAUCGAGUGCCAAGACAACGGCGACGGCACGUGCUCGGUCGCGUACCUGCCCACCGAGGCCGGGGACUACGCCGUCAACAUCCUGUUUGCCGAGAAACACAUCCCGGGCUCUCCCUUCAAGGCGGUGGUGCGCCCGGCCUUCGACCCCAGCAAGGUCACGGCCAGCGGCCCCGGCCUGGAGAGGGCCAAGGCGGGGGAAGCCGCCACCUUCACCGUGGACUGCACCCGGGCCGGCGAGGCCGAGCUCACCAUCGAGAUCCUGUCGGAGAACGGGGCCAAGGCCGAGGUGCACAUCCAGAAAACGGCGGAGGGGACUUUCUCCGUCACGUACACGCCGCCGUUCCACGGCGCGCACACCAUUACCAUCAAGUACGGCGGUCACAUGAUCCCGCACUUCCCCAAGGUGCUGCAGGUGGACCCCUCUGUGGACACCAGCGGGGUGCACGUCUACGGACCGGGAGUGGAGCCCAGAGGCGUCCUCAGAGAAGUCACCACCCACUUCAUUGUGGACGCAAGGACCCUCAGCAAGGCUGGAGGAAGUCACGUGAAGGCCCACAUCACCAAUCCCUCGGGCAGCAGCACGGACGCCUAUGUUACCGACAAGGGCGACGGCACCUACAGAGUGGAGUACACACCCUUUGAGGAUGGCAUGCAUCUGAUCGAGGUGCGGUACGACGACGUGCCCGUACCCAAGAGUCCCUUCAGGGUGUCGGUCAUGGAGGGAUGUGAUCCAACCCGAGUCCGGGCCUACGGACCGGGUCUAGAGGGAGGAAUAACCAACAAGCCUAACUGUUUCACCGUGGAAACCCGGGGAGCCGGCACCGGAGGUUUGGGGCUGACCAUCGAGGGCGCGUCCGAGGCCCAAAUAUCCUGCAAGGACAACAAAGACGGAAGCUGCAGCGUGGAGUACGUUCCCUUUACGGCCGGAGACUACGACGUCAACAUCAACUACGGCGGACACCCCAUCCCCGGCAGUCCCUUCAAGGUGCCGGUGCGGGACCCGGUGGACCCCAGCAAGGUGAAGUGCUCCGGCCCCGGCUUGGGUGCCGGAGUGAGAGCGCACAUCCCGCAAACCUUUCAAGUGGACUGCACUCAGGCCGGACAGGCGCCGCUGGAUGUGAAACUCUACGGGCCAACAGGUACCAAGGAGCCGGUGGGAGUGAAAAACAACGGUGACGGAACCCACACCGUUCACUACACCCCGGCCCAGGAUGGACCUUACACCGUCGCAGUCAAGUACGCAGAACAGGAGGUCCCUCGUAGUCCUUUCAAGGUAAUGUCUCAGCCCGGGCACGACGCCAGCAAAGUCCGUGCCAGCGGCCCCGGUCUGGACAGCAAAGGAGUGUCGGCCAGCCUCCCCGUCGAGUUCACCAUCGACGCCCGCGACGCCGGAGAGGGGCUGCUGACUGUGCAGAUUCUGGACCCGGAGGGCAAGCCGAAGAACGCCAGCAUCCAGGACAACCGGGACGGCACCUACACCGUGUCCUACGUGCCGGACUCCAUCGGCCCUUACACCAUCACCAUCAAGUACGGAGGGGAUGAGAUCCCUUACUCCCCUUACCGCAUUCAGUCCCUCCCCACGGGAGACGCCAGCAAGUGUCGACUCACAGUGUCAAUAGGAGGACACGGCGUGUCGGGCCUUCAGAAGCUGCAGACCUCAGAGGACACGGUCAUCACAGUGGACGCCAAGGCCGCCGGCAAGGGCAAGGUGACCUGCAAGGUCCUGACCCCGCAAGGGAUGGAGCUGGACAUGGACGUGGUGGAGAAUCGUGACGGGACCUUCGACAUUUACUACACGGCCCCUGAGCCUGGGAAAUACGUCAUCACCAUUCGCUUCGGAGGGCAGAACAUCCCCAAGAGCCCCUUCCAUGUGGUGGCCUCAAAUGAGCCCGUGGCCCCGCGGGACACCGUGGAUCCUCUCUUCAGGCCCGUCAGCUUCCUCGUGCCCUUCAUGCCACAGCAAGGAGAGAUAUCAGGUGAGGUGCGGAUGCCUUCAGGCAAGACUGCCCGUCCGCACAUCACCGACAAUAAAGACGGCACCAUCACAAUCAAAUACCAGCCCACGGAGAGAGGACUGCACGAGAUGGACAUCAAAUAUGAAGGCAACCACAUUCCAGGAAGCCCGAUGCAGUUCUUUGUGGACGCGGUCAACAGUGGAGUGGUGUCGGCCUACGGUCCAGGUCUGAGUUACGGGAUGGUCAACAAAGCGGCCACCUUUACGGUGAUCACCAAGAAUGCAGGAGAAGGCGGUCUGUCGCUGGCAGUGGAGGGUCCCUCCAAGGCAGAGAUCACCUGCAAGGACAACAAGGACGGCACCUGCACCGUGUCCUACCUGCCUACGGCGCCCGGAGACUACAACAUCAUUGUCAAGUUUGACAACAAGCACAUUCCCGGCAGCCCGUUCACCGCCAAGAUCACCGGGGACGACGCCAUUACCAGGACGUCGCAGCUGAAUGUGGGCACGUCUGCCGACGUGUCGCUCAAGAUCGCCGAAACGGACCUGAGCUCGCUGAGCGCGAGUAUCCGGGCGCCGUCGGGCAACGAGGAACCCUGCCUGCUCAAAAGGCUGCCCAACAGACAUCUUGGUAUCUCCUUCACCCCGAAGGAAGUUGGCGAGCAUGAAGUGAGCGUGAGGAAGAACGGUGUGCACGUGGCCAACAGCCCGUUCAAGAUCAUGGUCGGCCAGUCAGAGAUCGGCGAGGCCAGCCGGGUCAAAGCUUUUGGCAAAGGCCUGGUGGAGGCGCACACCUUCGAGAUGGCGGAGUUCUUUGUGGACACAAGGAACGCAGGUUACGGUGGACUCGCAUUGUCCAUCGAGGGUCCGAGCAAAGUGGACAUCAACUGUGAAGAUAUGGAGGACGGGACCUGCAGAGUCACCUACUGUCCGACAGAGCCUGGAAAUUACACCGUCAACAUCAAGUUUGCAGAAAAGCACAUCCCAGGGAGUCCGUUCACGGUCAAGGUGACCGGCGAAGGAAGGAUCAAGGAGAGCAUAACCAGGAAGAGACAAGCGUCUUCUAUCGCUUCAGUGGGAAGCACCUGCGGACUUAACCUCAAGAUUCCAGGAAACUGGUUCCAGAUGGUGUCAGCCCAGGAGAGACUAACGAGGACGUUCACCCGCAGCAGCCACACCUACACCCGCACCGAGCGCACGGAGAUCAGCAAAACCCGCGGCGGUGAAACCAAACGGGAGGUCCGGGUGGAGGAGAGCACCCAGGUGGGCGGAGGAGGAAGCCCCUUCAGAGAUGUGUUUGGAGACUUCCUGGGCCGAGAGAGCCUCAGCAGCUUCGCCGGCAUCACCGCCAGACCUGAAGCUGAGGGGGGCUCCCAGGCCAUGACAGCCCAGGUGACCAGCCCCAGCGGGAAGAUAGCGGACGCUGACCUGGUGGACGGAGGAAACAGCACCUACAGCGUGCGCUUCAUCCCCCAGGAAAUGGGGGCGCACACGGUCAAUGUCAAGUACAGGGGCCAGCACGUCCCCGGGAGCCCCUUCCAGUUUACUGUGGGGCCCAUGGGGGAGGGAGGCCCGCACAAGGUCCGUGCCGGAGGUUCCGGGCUGGAGAGAGGCGUGGCUGGAGCACCUUCUGAAUUUAGCAUCUGGACCAGAGAGGCCGGGGCUGGAGGGCUUUCCAUUGCCGUCGAGGGGCCGAGCAAGGCGGAGAUAUCCUUUGAAGACAGGAAGGACGGUUCCUGCGGUGUCUCCUACAUUGUAAAAGAACCAGGUGACUACGAGGUGUCAAUUAAGUUCAACAACGAGCACAUCCCCGACAGCCCCUUCAUUGUUCCCAUCGCCACGCUGUCAGACGAAGCCCGCAGGCUCACCUUCACAAGCCUGCAGGAGAAGGAUUUGAAGGUAAACCAAGAAGCCUCGUUCAUGGUGCAGCGCAGCGGGGCUCGCGGCGUGGUGGACGCCAAAGUGCACACCCCCUCCGGCUGCUCCGAGGAAUGUUAUGUCACCGAGCUGGAUGGCGAGAAAACCGCAAUCCGCUUCAUUCCAAGGGAGAACGGCGUUCACUCCAUAGACGUCAAGUUCAACGGGUGCCACAUUCCCGGCAGCCCCUUCAACGUGCGGGUGGGAGACCCGGGGCUGAUUGGAGAUCCGGGCAUGGUGACCGCGCACGGCCCCGGCCUGCUGGGCGGAACCACAGGUGUGCCCUCGGAGUUUGUGGUCAACACUUGCAACGCCGGCCCGGGCACCUUAUCGGUCAACAUCGACGGGCCGUCCAAGGUGAAGAUGGACUGCUGCGAGUGUUCCGAAGGCUACAAAAUCACCUACAUCCCCAUGGCGCCCGGCAACUAUCUCAUCACCAUCAAAUACGGCGGGCCGCAGCACAUCGUGGGCAGCCCCUUCAAAGCCAAAGUCACAGGCGCCCGACUCUCUGGCGGCCACAGCCUCCACGAGACGUCAUCCGUCCUGGUUGAAACGGUUACCAAAUCCUCCAAAGUGGGCGGCGCCUACAGCUCCGCCGCCUCCGCCUCCUCCUCCUCCUCGUCCACCACCGCCACGUCCAAGCUGACGUCCGACGCCAGCAAGGUGGUGUGUCGCGGAAUGGGCCUGAGCAAGGCGGCGGUGGGCCAGAAAAACAAUUUCACAGUCGACUGCGGCAAAGCAGGCAGCAACAUGCUGAUGGUGGGCGUGCACGGCCCCCAGACUCCGUGCGAGGAGGUGUACGUCAAGCACAUGGGCAACAAGCUCUACAACGUCACCUACACCGUCAAGGACAAGGGCAGCUACACCCUCAUCGUCAAGUGGGGCGACGACAACGUCCCCGGGAGCCCCUACAAGGUGGCCGCGCCCUGAAAGGCCCCGCGCCUUCUGGCCAUCGCCAGGUUUCGGGGUUCGGGGGGGACCGCCGCUCCUCCACUUUUUUGACUGAUUACAAAUUGACAGCGGCGACGUUUAAGUGUGCCAAAUUCUAGCUUAGGGGCGUGGUUUAUGAGUGACGUUUGUUUGGCCCCUCCCCCUUUCUCGUCUCCCUGUCACGUCGGUGUCAUCUGUGAAUGUUUAUGGGGGACGGCUGGUGUGGUCCGCCGGGGUUGAAGUGUGGCGCCAUGUGGUUUUUGUAUGAUCCAAAGACAGAAUGAUUGCUUUUUUUUUGUUAUAUUAACCUUAUUUUUGCAGACCUAAUAAAGAUGGAAUUGAUAUCUU